CUAACAAGUCGACAACCCUCUUCUACAGUUCUACUUCCUCCUCAACAAUUUCCAAAACUCCCGUCCGUCCUAACUGGGGCGCCAAAAACCCCAAUAAUCAAAAAAGCAUCUCCGGAUAAUAAAAUAAUUCUCUCUUCUCUUCGUAUCUAUCUGUAUAUCUAUCUGUGUAGUCUACACAAAUUCGGUCGUUCUCGUUACAGUUCCGUUUCUGGGGUUCCGAAUCGAAACAUGGAACUUCAGAACACUGUGAAAAAUGCCCUAAACGCACUCUACCAUCACCCAGAGGACACGAUUCGUAUGCAGGCUGAUCGGUGGCUUCAAGACUUUCAACGUACCAUCGAUGCGUGGCAGGUUGCUGAUAAUUUGCUUCAUGAUUCAAGUAGCAAUCUUGAAACCUUAAUAUUUUGUUCUCAAACUCUUAGAAGCAAGGUACAACGGGAUUUUGAAGAACUUCCUUCUGAGGCAUUUAGUCCAUUGCGGGUUUCUUUAAAUACCUUAUUAAAAAAAUUUCAUAAAGGCCCUCCUAAAGUCCGGACUCAGAUUAGCAUUGCAGUAGCUGCCCUGGCUGUGCAUGUUCCUGCGGAAGAUUGGGGAGAUGGUGGUAUUGUUAAUUGGCUUAAGGAUGAGAUGAGUUCUCAUCCUGAAUAUGUACCGGGAUUCUUGGAGCUACUGACAGUCUUGCCCGAGGAAGUAUUUAACUACAAGAUAUCAGCUCGCCCUGAAAGACGGCGCCAAUUCGAAAAAGAGCUUACAUCCCAAAUGGAAGUUGCUCUUGGUAUUUUGACUGCUUGUUUGGAAACUAGUGAGCUAAAGGAGCAGGUUCUAGAGGCAUUUUCUUCUUGGCUUCGACUAAGGCAUGGGAUUCCUGGUUCUGUCCUUGCUUCUCACCCGUUAGUGCUCUCUGCUCUCUCAAGCUUAAAUGCUGAACUACUUUCAGAGGCAUCUGUAAAUGUCAUUUCAGAAUUGAUACACUACACUGCAGCAGGAAGCUCUGGUGGUAUUUCAGUGCAGAUUCCCUUAAUUCAAGUGAUUGUGCCGCAAGUAAUGAGUUUGAAAGCUCAACUUAGAGAUCCUUUAAAGGAUGAAGAAGAUGUGAAGGCAAUUGCACGAUUAUUUGCUGACAUGGGCGACUCGUAUGUGGAAUUGAUUGCAACUGGUUCGAAUGAGUCAAUGUUGAUAGUGCAGGCAUUACUAGAAGUUGCUUCUCACCCUGAAUAUGAUAUCGCUUCAAUGACCUUUAACUUUUGGCACAAUCUUCAGGCUAUUUUAACUAGAAGAGAUUCAUAUACGGUAUUUGGUAAUGAAGCGUCUAUUGAAGCUGAGAGAAAUAGGAGGCUGCAAGUUUUUCGUUCGGCAUAUGAGUCACUUGUGUCCCUGGUUAGCUUCUGGGUUCAAUAUCCCCAAGAUUAUCAAGGCCUUUCAUAUGAGGACCUCAAGGAUUUCAAACAUACUAGAUACGCUGUUGCGGAUGUAUUAAUUGAUGCAGCAUCAAUUUUGGGUGGUGAUGCAACCUUGAGAAUCCUUUAUAUGAAGCUUGUUGAGGUGGUAUCUUUAUGUGAGAAUGAGCACGGCGAAUGGCGUCCUGCUGAGGCUGCUUUAUUUUGCAUUCGGGCUAUAUCAAGUUACGUUUCCAUUGUUGAAGCUGAAGUAAUGCCUCAGGUUAUGAUCUUGCUUCCCAAACUUCCUCAACAGCCACAGCUGCUUCAGACUGUAUGCUUAACAAUUGGAGCAUAUUCGAAAUGGCUUGAUGCUGCAUCGAGUAAAAUUUCUAUACUGCCAACAGUCAUAGACAUUCUAAUGAGAGGCAUGGGUACAUCAGAAGAUUCAGCAGCUGCUGCAGCUAUGGCAUUCAGACAUAUUUGUGAUGAUUGCAGGAGACAGCUUUGUGGGUAUUUUGAUUCCUUAUUCCCCAUAUACCAUAAGGCAGUAAAUGGGGAAGGUAGCAUCAAAGUUUCUGCUGAAGACUCAUUGCAUCUAGUUGAAGCUUUAAGCAUGGUCAUCACCCAACUUCCUCCUGAUCAUGCUAAGAAGGCUGUGGAGGCAUUAUGCAUUCCUGUUGUUAAUCCUUUGCAGGAUUCUAUCAAUCAAGGUCCAGAAAUAUUGGAAAAGAAGCCUGCUCGUGAGUUAACUGUUCAUAUUGAUCGACUUGCAUACAUAUUUAGGUAUGUAAAUCACCCUGAAGCUGUUGCAGAUGCUAUUCAAAGGCUAUGGCCGAUUUUCAAAGCUGUUUUUGAUCUCCGUGCUUGGGACGUGAAGACCAUGGAGUCUCUUUGUCGAGCUUGCAAAUAUGCUGUGAGAACAUCUGGGAGGUUCAUGGGGAUAACUAUUGGGGCCAUGCUGGAAGAGAUUCAAGGCCUAUAUCUACAGCACCAUCAGCCAUGUUUUCUUUAUCUCUCUAGUGAAGUUAUAAAGAUAUUUGGUUCUGACCCAUCUUGUACAGACUACCUAAAAAAUUUGAUUGAAGCCCUCUUUAGGCACACGACGUGUCUUCUCACAAAUAUCAAGGACUUUACUUCCAGACCAGACAUAGCAGAUGACUGUUUUUUGUUAGCAUCGAGAUGCAUACGCUAUUGUCCACAAAUAUUUAUCCCAUCUGCCAUUUUUCCGCCUUUAGUAGAUUGUUCAAUGAUCGGGAUUACUGUACAGCAUAGAGAGGCAUCAAAUUCGAUAUUGAUCUUCCUGUCUGAUAUAUUUGAUCUUGCUAAGUCUAGCAAGGGAGAACACUAUGUGUCUAUCAGAGAUAGCGUAAUAAUUCCUCGUGGAGCCAGCCUUACAAGAAUUUUGGUUGCUUCUAUAGCAGGAGCACUCCCAAGUUCUCGGUUAGAAACGGUUACUUAUGCGCUAUUAGCUUUGACUCGAGCAUACGGGUUGCAAUCACUGGAGUGGGCAAAGGACAGUGUUUCUUUAAUACCUUUGACAGCUGUAACAGAAGUAGAGCGUUCCAGAUUUAUACAUGCAUUAUCAGAUGCAGCAUCUGGGAAAGACAUCAAUAUCAUGAUGACUCCAAUUGAAGAGCUCUCUGAUGUUUGUCGCCGAAAUCGAACAGUUCAAGACAUUGUCCAAGGAGCUUUGAGACCGCUUGAGUUGAAUUUGGUUUGUGUCUGAUAAAAGGAGGGUAACAUAGAGGGGCAGGUUUUAUUAGGCUUCUCCUGUUGUCAAAUGAAUUCACUAUAUGCAUUCAUCAUUAUGUAUUUUAUCAUUCUCCAAUUUUUUUCAGAGGAGAAUAUUUAUCAGGUUGUCCUGGGAGUGGGAGUGGGAGUGGGAGUGGGAGUGGGAGUGGGAGUGAGAGUGGGCGUCUAUUGUAUCUUAUUCAAUGAGAUGCACAAUUUAUUGGUGGUUUCAACGACAAUUACUUCAGUUUUUAGGGUGAACUACGAUGGUAUUAAGUUGUAAUUUUUUGUGCAGGGGGCUUUGGUUGGUUUGUUGGUGGGAUGGCAGGGUUCCUCAUCCUAUUUUACAUUUACAUUUAGUGUUGAUUUCUAAAAUCCCAA
Molecule: messenger RNA, 3491 nt
Organism: Tripterygium wilfordii
Lineage: Eukaryota; Viridiplantae; Streptophyta; Magnoliopsida; Celastrales; Celastraceae
Product: transportin MOS14-like
Exons: 27
Coding region: 229-3105 (958 amino acids)
Biological process (GO): protein import into nucleus
Cellular component (GO): cytoplasm; nuclear membrane
Molecular function (GO): small GTPase binding
Source: RefSeq, a predicted model, not a curated record